AAACGCUUACAAAUAUGAGGUGGUUGCUGUGUAAGGGUGCUGCAAUUUUAUUUGGUGUUGUAAACAAUUGCUUCGUGCUGAAGUGACGUGUUGGUCAACAACAUAGAACGAACCGUAAUACCAUAUUGAUGAAUUAUAAAAAAUAAACAGUUUUAAACGAGUAUGUCUGCCUUGCAGAUGUGGAAGUGUUUGAAAGUACUUUUUCUCGUGCUGUUGUGUUUAAAUUCGUCUGCAUCAGAAUCCAAAGGGGAGAGCGGAUCAGUCGAUUGGAAAAAAACAAAAAUAUGGGGACCAGGACUAAAAGCUGAAUUUGUUGUGCCAGCUAGGUACUUCUUUGUCCAGCUUAUAGACAACGAAGGUAACAACUUCACCAAGUCUGCAGGUGAAAGACCUUUUGAUGUCCAUCUUAAGAAUCAAGAUGGCGGCCGAGUGCGCGUUUACCUGCGGGUACUCGACAGAACAGACGGCAUGUAUUUGGUGAACUACAGGAUCUACGAGACGUUGGCUGAUCUUGAAAUUAGCCUCACCAAGGAUAACAUCCACAUUGGGGAUUCGCCGUUUCAAUUGAAAGGGUUUGUAGCACAUGAGAACUGUAACUGCCCUGAGCCCAGACUGUCUACUUGGUACAAACACAUGUCCUGCCCAGCGUCCUACCGGCAAAUCAAGAACGACCUGGCCAUAUUUAAAGACGUAGAUCUCGAGUCCACCGCACGGGAAACCAUCCAGCGAUUCAACAUCUCCACGGCUCACAGUCUGUCUCGAUACAAGAUAAUCAAUAAUAAGAUCUACCGGAAAACAUAUGGGGAGCAUGUUGGCUUUAAAAUGUUCAGUGAUUCCAUAUUAUUGUCAUUGACCAGAAAGGUAGUUCUACCAGAUAUUGAGUUGUUUAUCAACCUGGGAGACUGGCCCCUGGAGAAGAAGACAGUGGCAGACAACCCUGUUCCAAUCUUCUCGUGGUGUGGCUCAGACACCAGUCGGGAUAUUGUCAUGCCUACGUAUGACCUGACCGAGGCAUCUCUGGAACUGCUGGGCAGACAGAGUCUUGACAUAUACCACGUGAUGGGCAAGAGCCCGUUACCAUGGGAACAGAAGACAGAGAAGGGGUUCUGGAGAGGAAGGGACAGUCGUCAGGAGCGACUCGACCUGGUUGUCAUGUCAAGGGCACACCCUGAUCUACUUGAUGCAAAGAUGACCCGAAUGUUCUUCUUCAAGCACGACCAGGAGAAAUAUGGGGAUCUUGUGCAGAACAUUCCAUUCUUCGAUUUCUUUAAGUACAAGUACCAGGUGACCUUGGAUGGUACCGUGGCUGCCUACCGGUUCCCCUAUCUACUGGCGGGUGACGGGGUGGUCCUCAAGCAGGACUCCUCCUACUACGAGCACUUCUACAAGGACCUUCAACCCUAUGUGCACUACAUACCCUUCAAGCAUGACCUUUCUGACCUUCUCCAACAGAUACAGUGGGCCAGGGAAAAUGAUGACAAGGCACGUGAAAUUAGCAAAAAUGCUCAGGAUUUUGCUUUUCAUAGACUGCAUCCAGGCGAAAUAUUCUGCUACCAUGUGAAACUUUUUGAGGAAUAUGCCAAGCGACUGAAAUCCCCGCCGUCGGCGCCAGAUGAUACGUGGGAGGCCGUGGAACAGCCGAAGGGACAGGACAGCGAUUGUGCGUGUGAGAAAUUACGCAAGAAAUCCAGACAUGCUCAUGUGGACGACGAGUUGUGAGAGAUACCUCUCAAGGGACAGACACCAGUCAUUUUGUGUAAAAUAUAUAUGGGCCGUGCUCUGUGAAAAGAGGAUAUAAUGCAUGUGCGUGAAGUGCCAUCCCAGAUUAGCCUGUGCAGUCCGCAUAGCUAAUCAGGGACGAAACUUUACAUAUGUAUGGUAUUUUUCCUUUACAGAAAGUCUCUUCUUAGCAAAAAUCCAGUUUAGGCAGACUGCACAGGCUAAUCUGGGAUGACACUUAACGCACAUGCAUUAAACCACUUUUUCACCGAGCAUAGCCCAUAUAUAUAUAAUGUAUUGCUCUCAUUGAAAUAUAAAUCUUAAAAAAAUAAUUGUGACACAUAUUUUACUUGCAAAAUAUUUGUAAGACAUUAAGGGAUAUAAAGGUCAUUGUCUGUCAGAAGACCAGAAUUCCUUUUAAAAUGCGUUGAAAUAUUCUCUAGUGACAGAGGUUUAAACACUUUUUUAUUAGGUGUAAUUAUUUCAUUCUUCACCCAGGACCUUGUAGAUUUUUGUUUGUUGCAAGUACACAUUUGAUGUGAGUUAGAAAUGUUAUUUAAGGGGUGCAGGUAUUCAAGCUAUAUUUUUGAACCACAAGACAUUAAUUAUUGCUUUCUUAGAGUUUUGUCAAGGAAUUCAUAUGCAUAUAGUUCAUUGUACAUUGUAUAUGAUGUUGAGACCAAAAUGUCUUACCUCACAAAAUCUGUAUUUCAAAACUGUUUCAUGUUAUUGUAUUAUCUUGUUUCGUAUUUAUUUAGUUUCUUUUUGCAGUCGUUAUUUAUGUACAAUUUGAUACAUUGAUUUACAUACAUACUCACGGUGCUGGAAAUCUGCUCAAUGUUAAUAUUUCUGGGUCUUUGCUUUCUAUUACAAAGACUUGUCAUAUUCUAUGCAUACAAGUAUAUGGAAGUUUUUUUUUAUUGGCCACAGAUAAUUGAAGUUAAGCUAACUAGUGGAGCUAAUAUUGAAAAAAAAACAUUAUAGUUUUACAUUGAAAAAAAAAGACCCAGUUAUGUACAUUUUGUUCACUAAUAUUAACAAAAUUAUAACAUUUUCCCAUAUUAACAGAUGGUACAAUUAAAAAAAAUACAGGUUGUGAAAAUCAGAAACACUAUGAACACAAUUUUUGUGGAAAAUUUAAAUUGUUUAGGUUGUUAAUUUGUUUUGGAAUGUUGUUUUUUUUAAAUUAUUUACUAAACAGUAACUAGCACACAUGGUGUUAUAUUCCUCAACAACAUGCAACCAAUCCAAAAAGCUAAGUAUCUUUCUAGGCAAUAUUUUUCUUUUAGAACAUUAUGACAUAUGUCUUAUAGCAAUGAAUCCUUGCCUAACUAAAUUUCAGGACUUUAGUGGAACUGUUAUGAAAAGUAUCCGAUAUAAUACCAGUACCUAGGAUUCCCAUACUACCUUAAAGAAUAUUACUUGCUUUGAGCCACGAAAAGUUAGGAAUUUUGUUCUUUCUUUUGAAGUAACAUAAAUUGUAAAGGGAUUUCCAUUUUUAUAUGCCUGUCUCGUGAUGGGACAUAUUAUUGUCAGAAGGCCUAGCGUUUGGGCAUGGAGCUAUCCUUCAAGUUUUACAGUUUUAAAGAAUCUUUACCAAACUCUGCAAAUGUCAUGUCAUGUUGACAUUUAAUGAAGGCUAAGUUCAAUGACCACCCACUUAGGAUUUAUUGCGCAUCAUUUGUACACAAAUUAGGAAAUUUUCCGUUUCAGCUCUCCAAAUGUGCAGUUUUCAUAAAAACAUCACCUUACUUUGUGGAAAGGUUUGCUGACAAUAAAUGCUGCCAAGUUUAAUAGCCAGCAAAAUCCCAUUUGGCACUGCAGAGUAAUUGCCCUUUGUUUGUUCAAAGAAAGCUUAAUUCACUCUUUCACUUUUCACUGAAUCUUCACCAAGCUUUCCAUAUACAUGUUUGUUUCAAUAAAGUGUUUGUUAAUUUCAAUAACUUGCCACAAAAAUAUGGCAUGCCUUGAGGUUAUUUCAUUUUUUUCAAUGUUUGUAUAUACAUGUAUCUGUUCUGGUUUAAUUAUGCAUACAUAGUUGUUAAUGCCAUUAAUUAAUAAGUUUUUCUUUUCUUAAGUACUUUUUUGAUUGGGUGGCUUUAAAUUAGAAUACCUCAAUUAAAUUUUGUCCCUUUUGUUGUCUAUUUAUUACCUGAUUUUGAAGAGCAUCUUGUAAAUACAUGUAUUGAAUAGUUACAAAUAUAUUUACACUGUGCGCUUGUUUUGCAAUUAUUAUAUUAUAUGAAAAUUGAAUUAUUUAACUGUAUGAAGGUUUUGUUUGACAUUUUUUAUAUUUAUAUCUACAUAUUGUAUACCAAUAUACAAUUCUAGUCUUCUUGUGGUCACAUAAGCUAUCUCUGUGUUAACUGGGCACCUAGUUAAUUAUUUUUGUACUAACAAGUGUUAUAUAGCUGGGAUACCUUUUAUGCCCCCUAAAUGGACGCAUGAAGUUAUCAUACUGUCUUUCCUACCCCCUAGAUCUGUAAAAUGUAUUUAAAUGAAAAUUCAAAUCUGAAGAAAGGACAUUAAGAUUAAGUGUUUAUUUUCAGCUCACCUGAGCACGUGCUCAUGGUGAGCUUUUGUGAUCGCCUUUUGUACGUCUUGCGUCGUGCACCGUCAACAUUUGCCUUGUGAACACUCUAGAGGCCACAUUUAUUGUCUGAUCUUCAUGAAAUUUGGUCAGAAUAUUUGUCCCAUUGAUACCUCGACUGAGUUCGAAACUGGGUCAUGCUGGGUCAAAAACUAGGUCACUAGAUAAAAAAAAAGAAAAACCUUGUGAACACUGUAGAAGUCACAUUUGAUGCCCAAUCUUCAUGUAACUUUGUCGAAAUGUUUGUCUAAAUGAUAUGUUGGUUGAGAUCAAAAAUGGUUCCGAUCCGUUGAAAAACAUGGCCGCCAGGGGGCGGGGCUGUAUUCCUUAUAUGGCUGUAGAAAAACGUUGAGAACACUAGAAGUCACAAUUUUUGCCAAAUCAUCAUGAAACUUGGUCAAACAUUGGUUUUUAUUGAUAUCUCGGACGAGUUCAAAACUGGUCCAGAUCGGUGAAAAAAAUGGCCGCCAGGGGGGGCGGGGCAGUUUUCCUUAUAUGGCUAUAGUAAAACCUUGUUAACACUCUAGAGGCCACAUUUAUUGUCCAAUCUUCAUGAAAUUUGGUCAGAAGAUUGGUCUGUAUGAUAUCUUGGAUGAGUUCGAAAAUGGUUACGUUUGCUUGAAAAACAUGGCUGCCAAGGGGCGGGGCAUUUUUCCUUAAAUGGAUAUAUAUGGCUAUCGUAAAACCUUGUGAACACUCUAGAGGCCACAUUUAUUAUUCAAUCUUCAUGAAAUUUGGUCAGAAAAUUGGUCUCAAUGAUAUCUUGGAUGAGUUCGAAAAUGGUUACGUUUGCUUGAAAAACAUGGCUGCCAAGGGGCGGGGCAUUUUUCCUUAUAUGGCUAUAUAUGGCUAUAGUAAAAUCUUGUUAACAUUCUAGAGGCCACAUUUAUUGUCCAAUCUUUAUGAAACUUGGUCAGAAGAUUCAUCCUAAUAAUAUCUUGGACAAGUUAAAAAAUGAUGCCGGUUGGUUGAAAAACAUGGCCGCCAGGGGGCGGGGCAUUUUUCCUUAUAUGGCUAUAGUAAAACCUUGUUAACACUCUAGAGGCCACAUUUAUUUUCCGAUCUUCAUGAAACUUGGUCAAAAGAUUUGUCAUUAUGAUAUCAUGGAUGAGUUCGAAAAUGGUUUUAGUUGCUUAAAAAACAUGGCCACCAGGGGGCGGGGCAUUUUUCCUAAUAUGGCUAUAUAUCAUGCUUUUGUAAAACCUUGUUAACACUCUAGAGGCCACAUUUAUUGUCCGAUCAUCAUGAAACUUGGUCAGAUGAUUUGUCCCAAUGAUAUCUUGGAUGAGUUCGAAAAUGAAUCCGGUUGUUGGAAAAACAUGGCUGCCAAGGGGGCGUGGCAUUUUUCCUUAUAUAUCUAUAGUUAAACCUUGUUAACACUCUAGAAGCCAUAUUUAUUGUAUGAUCAUCAUGAAACUUUGUCAGAAGAUUUGUCCCAAUGAUAUUUUUGACAAGUUCGAAAAUGGUUCCAGUUGCUUGAAAAACAUGGCCGUAAGUGGGCGGGGCAAUUUUCCUUAUAUGGACUUAUGAAUCUUCAUGAAACUUUGUCAGUAUACUUGUUUAAAUGAUAUCUUGGAUGUGUAUGAAAAUGGUUCUGGUCUGUUGAAAAACGUGGAUGCCAGGGUGUUCACUAGUCAUGAAAGUUGGUAAGAAUUUUUUUUAUCUAAUGACAUCUUGGGCUGCACAGAAUAGGUCAGUUCCUUUGAAUCUCAGGUGAGCGACUUUGGGCCUUUCAGGCACUCUUGUUUCAAUUUAUAAAUUUGUUUUUCCCAACUUUUAAGGUCAAUAUCAUACGUGUUGGUCAAAAAGCAUUAAAUCAGGGGCAUUUGACACUUACAGUGACAGCACUUGCUGAAAUUUUAUUUACUGAAAAGUACCAUGUUUUUCUCUUUUCAGUUUCAUUACUUAUAGAAAAAAACACACUGAAUGACUGUAUACCUUAAAAAAUAUAGUGACGUAUUUUUGCACAUAGUUAUCAAUAAAAAAAACAACGAAAAAUAUCAUAAAAGCGGAAAGUGCCAUCCCUGAUAAGCCUGUGGGGUCUGCUUAGGCUAGUCUGGCACGACACUUUACGCACAUGCAUUAAACCCCCUUUUCACAAAGCACAGCCAAAAUAUUUUACAAGCAUAUCCCCUAAUAUGCCAUCUUGACUUGACCCACGGUGCCUUAAGAACUGUGCAAGUCACACAAUGCAUGCUGCUUCAAGUAAUUAACUAAAUAUAUGCAUUUGUCUCAUAUGUGUAAUUGAUUAAGAAAAUAAAGGUUGUGUACAUAAA
Messenger RNA from Dreissena polymorpha, 6585 nucleotides. Its product is annotated as protein O-glucosyltransferase 2-like. NCBI's taxonomy places the organism in Eukaryota, Metazoa, Mollusca, Bivalvia, Myida, Dreissenidae. Gene Ontology annotation, cellular component: endomembrane system. The record is from RefSeq and is a predicted model, not a curated record. Gene Ontology annotation, molecular function: glucosyltransferase activity; protein binding. Bases 163 to 1719 code for a protein of 518 amino acids. The transcript has 10 exons.